GGCUUUGUCAGUGUUGACAGAGGGGCAGCAUGAGAUACUUCUCUGCUCGGGACAUGCAAGCAUGGGGAUAUUUGGAGGAAAAGUCAGUUUGACAGCUCACUCACUGAGAAGAGACAUGUGGAGGACUCUAACACUUUCCCUUAUAGUUGUGCUGGUGCUGGAAACAGAGGUGUCCCAGUGUGAGGAUGUUGGGUCUGUGGCAGCUGAUGAAACAGGGCUGACAAUACACCAGGAGAAUAUCAGCGACAUAUCCAGUGUGCUAGGAACGUCCCGAUACCAGAUCCUGGCUGCUCAGUAUGAGUGUUACCUGAAGAUCAUCUAUGAUCCACCACCCCCUGAAAAAGGUACUUACUGUAACCGUACGUGGGACGGCUGGCUGUGCUGGGGGGAUUCAACUCCUGGGACCGCAAUGCAGAUGUGUCCUGCAUACUUUCAUGAUUUUGACCCAGCUGAGAAAGUUUCCAAAGUGUGUAAUCCUGACGGCCAGUGGUUCCAUCAUCCAGUUAGCGACAGAGUCUGGAGUAACUACACCAUGUGUCAGGCCUACACCAAAGACAAAUUCAAGUUUGCCAUCAGUCUCUACUACCUGGCCAUGGUGGGUCAUUGUUUGUCCAUUGUCUCGCUGAUUAUAUGUCUGAUCAUCUUCUCCUACUUCAAGAGUCUCAGCUGCCAGAGAAUCUCGCUCCACAAGAACAUGUUUCUCUCCUUCAUCUUGAACUCCAUUGUCACCAUAAUGUGGCUCUCACUCACCGCAGCCAAUGACCAAACCAUAAGUACCAGCGACUCCGUGAGCUGUAAGGUCCUGGCUGUGCUCACUCAGUAUGCAUCUACUUCCAAUUACUUCUGGAUGCUGUGUCAGGGCAUCUACCUCCACACACUCAUCAUAGUGGCCGUGUUUGUUGGGGAACAGCAGCUCUUCUGGUACUACGUGCUGGGAUGGGGUUUUCCAAUUGUUCCUGCAGCAACAUAUGCCGUAGCUCGCGGACUCUACUUUAACGACAAGUGUUGGAUCAGCUCACACACUCAGUUGCUCUACAUCAUCCAUGGGCCCAUUCAAGCUGCACUGUUUGUGAACUUUUUAUUUCUCCUGAACAUCGUCCGAGUUCUGAUCACCAAGCUGAAGGGGACCCACCGUGCUGAGUCCACAGCCUACAUGAAGGCAGUUCGAGCCACCCUUAUCCUCAUCCCUCUGCUGGGAGUCCAGUUCAUCCUUUUCCCCUGGAGGCCAGGGGGACGCAUUCCCCGGGCCAUCUAUGAUUUCUUUGUAAAUAUCUUCAGCCACUUCCAGGGACUCCUUGUGGCGAUUAUAUUCUGUUUCUGCAAUAAUGAGGCCCAGGCAGCACUGAAAAGGAAGUGGUAUCAGCGGACGUUUGCCUGGGGCAGAACCAGCUGGGCAGAAAGACCUAUCACCAACAACCACUUUAACUCCCAAACCAACUCCUCUAUCAUCGAGACGAGCCGCGCCACCAUCGGCUUGGAGCAGCCUUCUGCUUCGACCUCCUACCAAAAUGAAUGCAGCCUCGCCCUGACCAAGCUGCACCAGAGAGCGAAUGGGCAGAACAAGAACAGCAACACCUCCAGCAAUGGGGAGGUGGAAAUGCUCAAUAACCCAGUGACCACCGACAUCUGACGGUGACAGAGAAUGACUGAGGUUGCAGGUAUAUUUUCAAAAUAAAGGAUAACUGAUUUGGACGUUGUACAUAAUAUCUGAAGAGCACUUAAAAGCACGUGGUGUUCACACACAAGCACAAACAAUAGUAUGGUAACUUUUUUUGGGACUUGUAGGAACUGAGGAGAUAAUUGAUUUAUUUCAUGGUGUCGUAUAAUCACAGUAUAUGCCUAUGUUUUGUUGCUCGAUUUAUGUAAUUAAAUUACUAUUUGUUUUAUAGUAGAAAGGAGAAUGGUGCAAAUCCCAAACCAGCAGUCUUGAUAUCACAGAUAUGCUGUAUGCUGUACACAGGAAAUCUGUUGCCUUAUGAAGUUAUAUUCCACUGAUGUUAUCACACAUAUACUUUUACAAGCUGUUAUUGAAGAAAGACAAUCAUCUAUUGAAGGAAACCCAGCAUCCAAAUCUUAGCUGGUUCAGAAAAGUAAAGCUGCCGCCCAUUGUUAGCAAAAGCGAAAGCAACACAGUAACCGCUCACAUUUUGAUUCAGAUUGAAUGUGUCAAUGUGUGCAAAGUGCAUUAAGAGAUACAUGUACACUUUUCAUUCGUAGAACAUAAUAAACUAACACGGUAACUACGUAACUGAGUAAAGACCAGAAUAUGACUUUUUGACAUUUGUUUUACAAAAUAAUAAAAAACAGACACAAAUAUUGUCUGCUAAAACAGGGGAAACAGGAAACCAAUUUAACACAUAUAUAAGAUACAUUGAACUAAUUUUAAUUCAAUUGGCAGACACUUUUGUGUGAGAUAACAUUAAGUAUGAAAUCUGUUCGGUGAGACAAAGAGCAAGGAGAUCAGGACAUGGGAUACACAGUAAGUGUGAGCAGGUGUUCGAAGUGUAAGGAGAAGAGAUGCUUUUGUCAGGAGGAAUAGAAAAUUUCUCAAGAGGUUGUUGAAGGUGGAGAGCGACCCUGCUGUUCUCAAAGCAUUUAAUAGCUCCUUCCACAAUCAGAGUCUGGACUGUGAGUAGGUUGCGUGCAGGAAUGGCAAGGCCAGAAGAAGAAGUGCUAUGAAUUUGAUUUGGGCAACCAUAGCUUGGCAGUGGAGGUUAAUGAGUGGUCAAGUAACAUGCCAUCUUUUAGGCCGAUUGAAGAACAGACAUGCCACUGCAUCUUGGACCAUCUGUAAUUGUUUCACUGUGCGUGAAGGCAGACCCACUAGAAGGCGUUGUAGUGGUCAGUAGUUGAGGUAAGGGAUAACCAUGGUCUCAACCAAGAGUCAGGUAGGUCCUGCCCUGAUUCAUUUUAUGUUGUUGUAGAGUGUCAAGUGGGAUGACCAGGAAACAUAUGCGACAUGAGGAUAGCUGGUCAUCAAUCAUGAGGCGGGUUUUUCUUUAUCCAUGUAGAUAUGUCUGAAAGUUACAAACCUUUUGAGCAGAUCACUGGACCCAAGGAACUGGAGUGUAAUACGGAGAGAGGGGGCCCAGCACAGAGCCUGGGGGCACCCCACAUUUUUUCCUUGCCAUGACUCUGAAAAAAACAUGCAGUGAAGUUUGAUUCAAACAAAGAUUGCAAUAUUUCUCUGGAUGCAAUUAUCAGAAAAUAGGGAUGGCAGGAUGUGGUGGUUCGCCUUGUCAAAGGCUACUAAGAGCUGGGGACUGAACCGCAGAUGUAACUUCUGUCACAGAAAACAUAACUGUUUCACUGGUGCAGUCACUCUUAGAGAAUGACGGACUUGGAUCAAGAGGAGUAAGAGUAAUUCUCAGAUCUGUUGGGAAAACCACACUUUCAAUAGCCUGAGGUAAUAAUUAAGAUAGUUUUCAACCUGAGCGGGGUCAAGGCUUUUAGAGCAGAGGUGUUUCUAAAGCCUGUAAACAUACAGCUUUGUUCCCAAAGCCAGUGAAGCAUUUAUCAUAUGUGGGAUUGCUGGUACCAUGGUAUGAGUUAUGGCUUAGAGGAGGUUGGUAGGAAUGGAUUCAAGCACACAUGUGUAGGAUGACUAAGUGUCUGCUGUGUUGAUGCUGUGUUUUCAUUAAGUAGUGAAUGAAGGAAAUCAUCUGCUCUGCUUAUCUUGCAGGUGCUCUGCCCUCAGAGAAUCGACUGCUGAUUGCAAUCUUUUCAGCAAAACAGGCAAUGGUAUCAAUUGAGUAAUUAUUAAGUUAGAUCUCAUAAGGCGAUUCAGUGAGCUGCCUAUAACUGAAUAAAACAGCAGCAUUGAGGAUUGACAGAAGAAAGUAUCCAGCGGAACUCCGCAGCUAAAGCUAAGUAGAGCAGCAGUCACUCAAAGGAAAACCGAUAGGGUGUAGGAAUGGGCUGUGAAUAAUACCUAAUAAAUCAAUUAAAACAAUUUCAAAAGUAAUAUGAAGGAAUUUGUUGGGUAAAUCAAAGCGUAAAAGGCAUACAACUAAGGCAUUAUAACAACCUCUUUCUGACAGUUUUCUUGCAGACCGGAAAACCUGUUUUCUUUAGGCACCAACAUCGAACAGAGAUGUCACACCUCAGCCUUGCGUUGUAAAACUAGUUCUUUGCAGGCAAAUGUUAAGUUUGGACACAGAACAGAGGAAAUGUUUUAUCGCCUCGUUAUCACAGAAGAAGUUCAUUAUCACUAUGUUUGCUUUGGCAGGUAUGAAUUAUGUUAUGUUGAAAGGGCUUUCAUGGUUUCUUUACACAGCUGUCAGACUUUAGCCUAAUCUAUCAAUGACAUUUUUGAAAGUAUCUAAUAUUAAUGUAAACUAGUGUGUAGUGAAUUAUAAGCCUGGUCUGCUCCACACCUUUUUACUUUACCUGGAAUUAUAUUAGACGUUAGAGUUAUAACACAAAUUUCCAGUGUCAGUUGAGAAGUACAGAAAAUAAUCGAGCUGUGGUGUGAAAGACAUUAAACAUAGUAACAACAUAGUAUACAGAGGAGGUUCAUAAUCCCAGCGGUGUAUUGAAUAAUCUAUUCUGAGCUGUGUGUGCACAUAUUCUUUUCAUAAAUACCCCUCUCACUUAUUUAAAGUUUCACACACUUUCAUUUUUAUUGCAAUAUAACAGAAGAUUUAAUGUGAUGUAAAUGUAGAGCUACACAUAAAAAAAUACAUUUUACUACGUUUGGCUGAGGAUGACAGAGCUUUUACAGACACAGAGCUGUGCCAAAUUUGUUUAGAAAUAAGUGAGUUUUUCUUCUGUAUAACUCCAAUUCAGUCAACAUUGGUAGGAGACUUUUAAAGAUUUGUCAUGUCUUUAUUGUAAUACUGUUCCAAUUGCUUUGUUAAGUUCAAUAUUAUUUUAUAUUAAGUUGUGGCUGUUGAAAAAGUAACUGUUUGAUUGUUUCUUUUGGUUUGUAAAAUAAAGUACUUAAUUCGA
Molecule: messenger RNA, 4950 nt
Organism: Platichthys flesus (European flounder)
Lineage: Eukaryota; Metazoa; Chordata; Actinopteri; Pleuronectiformes; Pleuronectidae
Gene: calcrl2
Product: calcitonin receptor-like 2
Exons: 13
Coding region: 62-1630 (522 amino acids)
Biological process (GO): adenylate cyclase-activating G protein-coupled receptor signaling pathway; cell surface receptor signaling pathway; angiogenesis
Cellular component (GO): plasma membrane
Molecular function (GO): adrenomedullin receptor activity; calcitonin gene-related peptide receptor activity; calcitonin receptor activity
Source: RefSeq, a predicted model, not a curated record